Molecule: messenger RNA, 1127 nt
Organism: Momordica charantia (bitter melon)
Lineage: Eukaryota; Viridiplantae; Streptophyta; Magnoliopsida; Cucurbitales; Cucurbitaceae
Source: RefSeq, a predicted model, not a curated record
CUUAAAAACCUCUUUUUCCCAAUUCCGAUAUACUUCUUCUGCAGGCCUACUUCUCAUACUUCCAAGAUUUUUCGAGGAAAAUUUAGAGCCGAUUCAGCUUCUUUGAAGAUCCUGGUGGUGCAGCCAUGUCUAUGCAGCAGCAAAACCUUGAUAAGAUGCAACUCCGCCAGAACUAUCGUAAUCUCUGGCACUCUGACCUAAUGCGUACCAUCCAGGCUGACCCUCCUUAUUGCUGCCUUUCGUUUUGGUGUGGGCCUUGUGUAUCAUAUUUGCUUCGUAAAAGAGCUCUAUAUAAUGACAUGUCAAGAUAUGUAUGCUGUGCAGGCUAUAUGCCUUGUAGUGGCAGGUGUGGAGAAAGUAAAUGCCCUGAAUUUUGCCUUUGCACAGAGGUUUUCCUCUGCUUUGGAAAUUCAGUGGCCUCAACUCGGUUUUUGUUGCAAGAUGAAUUCAAUAUACAGACAACACAAUGCGACAAUUGCAUUAUCGGUUUUAUGUUCUGUCUACAACAAUUAGCAUGUAUAUUUUCCAUCAUUGCACUGAUAGUAGGAAGUGAAGAAAUCCAAGAGGCUUCUCAACUGCUCUCUUGUUUGGCUAAUAUGGUGUAUUGCACGGUCUGCGCAUGUAUGCAGACUCAACACAAAAUCGAGAUGGACAAGAGAGAUGGCAUGUUUGGGCCGCAAGUAAUGGCAGUUCCUCCUGUUCAACAAAUGUCUCGAAUCGAUCAAGCGGUUCCUCCAGCAGUCGGAUAUCCACCACAACCUGCGUAUGGGCAGCAGUAUGGUUAUCCUCAGCCUCAAGGCUAUCCCGCAGCGGGCUAUCCGCAACCAGCUUAUCCCCCCUCUGGAUAUAGGUAAAGUCAGUACCGUUCCACAGAUACCUGUGUUAUCCACUGUGAUGCAAUGUGAUUUGUCUAUGCCAUGUUCAUAUUUUGUGAUUUUCUUCCGAGUUUGUUGCUCUCACCUGUAUGUGUUGAUUUGUGUAAUGAUCAGUUCAGGGCAUAAUGUGAAGUUGGUUGAAGAAUGACUUGGAUGUGUUAACUUUCUUUAAUUUGGAAUUGUUCUGAGGGGUUGCAUACUAUUGAGUUAUUGGCGAAAAUGGAAGUAUUCCUCUUUUUUUUUUUUAAUGUG